Messenger RNA from Tachysurus vachellii, 3235 nucleotides. RefSeq names its product phospholipid scramblase 2. Bases 247 to 933 code for a protein of 228 amino acids. Gene Ontology annotation, cellular component: plasma membrane. Gene Ontology annotation, molecular function: phospholipid scramblase activity. The record is from RefSeq and is a predicted model, not a curated record. NCBI's taxonomy places the organism in Eukaryota, Metazoa, Chordata, Actinopteri, Siluriformes, Bagridae. Gene Ontology annotation, biological process: plasma membrane phospholipid scrambling. The transcript has 7 exons.
UUAUACAUGGGAAGUCCAGCGCACUUGAUCCGUCUCGUUUCUUUUACAAAUGACAGUAAUAGUAGGUUUGUAAAGGCGAUUUAUUUAUGAGGUUUAUUUUAUAAACGUAGAAAAAGCGUUUUUAGACUAGUUGUGUGCUCGUUUGUUUUUAGACAGGUUGUUAUUUUUAGACUAAACAUGUCGCUCAGGGGUUGAAUCUGUCCAUCACACUGGGUUUGGUGACGCCUACAAUAAACGAAGACAAACAUGGCAGAAAUGUACAUGAUGCCCAACCCUGGGAUGCCCAGUUACCCACCUGGGCUUGAGUACCUGACACAGAUCGAUCAGCUGCUGAUUAAACAGAAGGUGGAGCUCAUCGAGGCUCUGGUCGGCUUCGAGAGCAAUAACAAGUAUGAAAUCAAGAACUCGUUGGGCCAGAACGUGUUCUACGCAGUGGAGGAGAACGACUGUCUAACGCGGCAGUGCUGCGGCCCUCUGCGCUCCUUCACCAUUCGCAUCCUGGAUAACUUCGGCCAGGAAGUGAUCACAGUCAGCCGACCCCUAAAGUGCAUGUCCUGCUUCUUCCCGUGCUGUCUUCAAGAGCUGGAGGUUCAGUCUCCACCAGGGAACAUUGUUGGUUAUGUGCUCCAAGAGUGGCAUCCUUUCCUUCCCAAGUUCACCAUCCAGAAUGAGAACAAGGAGCCUGUACUGAAGCUGCAGGGACCCUUCUGUGGCUGGAGCUGCCUUCCAGACGUCGACUUUGAGAUUUUGACCAUGGAUGAAGUGAGCAUCGGGAGAAUCAGUAAACAGUGGUCCGGCCUUCUCCGAGAAGUCUUUACAGACACGGAUAACUUCGGGAUCCAGUUCCCCAUGGACCUCGACGUCCGAAUGAAAGCGGUGAUGAUCGGACUCUGCUUCCUCAUUGACUUCAUGUUUUUCGAGACGAACAACUAACCGCUGAGCGAGUGUGAGCAACCCGAACAAAGCAGAAAGAGGAGUAAAAGGGGGUCUGUUCCAAAAAGAGGACUGGGAUGAAUUAAUCCUGUGUCAGCACGAUUACCGAAUCCAAAUAAACCAAAUUUUAAACCAAAUAAUCCUUCAUACGUUCAGCCAGGAUUACGAAAAACAAAAGGACAAUUUCUCAUCAGUAAAACAAAAGUUAUUUUUUUUUUUUGCACCAUAUAAAAAGAAGGCUUAAAAAAAACAACCAAAAAACUAAAUUAAUUUUAAAAACAAAACUAAAAUAAAUACAUAAAUAAAUAAUUGAAACUCUAUUUACUCACUCACUCACUCAUCUUCUACCGCUAAUCCGAACGCUUAUACCUCGGGUCACGGGGAGCCUGUGCCUAUCUCAGGCAUCAUCGGGCAUCAAGGUAGGAUACACCCUGGACGGAGUGCCAACCCAUCGCAGGGCACACACACACACUCUCAUUCUCUCAUGCAAUCACACACUACGGACAAUUUUUCCGGAGAUGCCAAUCAACCUACCAUGCAUGUCUUUGGACCGGGGGAGGAAACCGGAGUACCCGGAGGAAACCCUCGAGGCACGGGGAGAAUAUGCAAACUCCACACACACAAGGCGGAGGCGGGAAUCGAACCCCCAACCCGCCACCGUGCCCCCCCCGCCCUUUGAAUUAGAUUUUCAAAAUGUAAAAGAAAAAAAAAUAAUUUAUAUUUUGAAAACUACUUGAUUUGGUGAAAUCAUUAAUAUGAUUUUCAACGUGAAUAUUCGCUGUGAUGACGCCUGAGGCACAGGCUCCCCGUGACCCGAGGUAGUUCGGAUAAGUGGUAGAAAAUGAAUGAAUGAAUGAAUGAAUGAAAGAAUGAAUAAUUCAAAGGGCUUUAGUGAAAAGUCCCAACAUUUUACAAGUGUUUAAAUAUGAAGGAUUAAACACUGAAGUCACUUAAGCUAAGAGCCUAAAGAUUCUAUCAAAUCCUUGUAUCUGGAAGAAAAGAAAAAAAAAAUCUGGAUUUUCCUCAUUCCCCCUUUCUGGAACAGACCCAGAUCAAUUCCUUAUUAAAUAAAUAAAGCCUUUAUAUAACAAAUUCAUAGAAAUGAGGUAGAAUGAAUUGUUUAUUUAGCCAUUAUGUACUGAACUUUUCUUUUCCUCCCUCUUUUGCCCUGAUCUCCUGCCCCACUUCUCAAGCAGAGCCGUAUAAGCAGUUAAUACCCAUCCUAGCUGCUGUGCCAUGAGGCUUUAAAGCUCAUUUGAUUCUCGCUCCUCCUCCUCCUCCUCCUCCUCCUCCUCCUCAUCCUUCCUGCCUUCCUCAGACUGAAGUACAUAUAGAUAUUUAAAUCCUGUAAGUGUUUAUUGUAGUGUAGUGACUUUGAUUUGUGUUCUUACUUUAACAGAAAAGUAAAAUAUUUCUCACCGAUGAUUUCUAGGGUUUCGCUCUAAUAGCUGAUACGACUGACCAAAACUAUGUGACUCAUUUUUUUUAUUCUGUAAUUAUACCACGGCACUGAUAAAGCCAUUAAUCCAUCCAGGAUAGGCACUAAGACUCUAUUGUAAAGCUACUGUAUUGAUGUUUCUUUUAUUUAUUUGUGGGUUAAUAUUUAGCCAUUUACAUUUGUUUUAAAGUGUCACAUCAAGCUCUUUUUAUUUAUUUAUUUAUUUUUGUUUUGUUUUGUUUUUUAACCUACUUCAUAGUACUACCAAAUGCGUGCAGUAGAGGGCAACAGCAGCCUGGCAAAACCUCUGCACCUCCUAACUUUACUCGUCAGUCUUUUCCUUUUUUUUUUUUUUUUUUUUUUUUUUUUUACUCAGGUAAAUAUGCAUGAAACGUAUGCUUGCACUUUACAAAUGUGUGUGUGUGAGUCUGUGAAGCUGUAGUCCAGUCGACGCGCGUCGUGCUCGUUAAUACAGAAUGUAGUCUACGCACUGCCUUGUUCCACAGGUUUUUAUUAAAUAAAUGAUUUAUUUUCAACUUUCAGAGGUCUCAUGGGUUUUGUGUGGCGACGUUGCGGUAUAAAGUGUUACCCCGAUUGUCAGACAUGUUCUACAAACAUGGGUAAAUAUUUAAUAAAACAUGUUUUUAAAUGAUGGGAAGGAGGAAAUAGAAUCUUAAGCGCUAAAAAACAACUAGUUGAUCCGAAUGGAGUGAUUCUGGGAAAAUAUGAACAGACAUGGAAGCAGAUUAUCUGUGAUUUAGUGAUACGUACUGUAUACAUAUUCACCCCAAUGACAUCAUUGCUGCGUCUCUCAUGUCGCUCGUUUACUGACUUUUGGUGGAUUUCUUUCUCUAGGCAAAGUAU